Molecule: messenger RNA, 1059 nt
Organism: Leptomonas pyrrhocoris
Lineage: Eukaryota; Euglenozoa; Kinetoplastea; Trypanosomatida; Trypanosomatidae
Product: putative mitochondrial polyprenol reductase
Exons: 1
Coding region: 130-1059 (309 amino acids)
Biological process (GO): very long-chain fatty acid biosynthetic process
Molecular function (GO): oxidoreductase activity, acting on the CH-CH group of donors
Source: RefSeq, a predicted model, not a curated record
GAGAACCACAGCAACCAAGGAUAGAGCCACCUUCCUGUCUUCGCCUUUGCUUUCCACACAGCUUCUCCCUCGCUCACCGAUUCUAUACACUUUCCUCUCGUCUCUCCCAGCGCCACUGCCUUACUCGCCAUGAAGGUUACCGUGGUUUUUGGAAAGGACGGCGCUCGCAAGCAGGAGGUCGAGCUGUCGGCCAAUGCCACCGUCGACGACCUCAAGGCGGCCUUUCGCCCACAAAUGGACACCCACCGCAAGUCGUUCCGCAUCCCCGGUCCGGCCUCCGCGGAGCCGGCGGCCCCGGCUGCGAAUGGCAAGAAGCCGCGGCCGAACGUCAUCACCCUCGCCGGCGGGGCCACGCUGGAGAAGCAGGGCGUGAAGGAUGGAAUGGAGAUCACCUUCAAGGACCUCGGUCCGCAGAUCGGCUACCGGACCGUCUUUUUGGUGGAGUACGCCGGCCCCCUUGCCUUCUUGCUGCUGUACGCCAUGCGCCCCUCCUUCAUCUACGGCGCCGUCGCCAUGCCGGCCUACGGCUACGCGCAGAAGCUUUUCAUCGGCCUCUUCGCCGCCCACUUCGUGAAGCGCGAGUUGGAGUCCCUCUUCGUGCACAAGUUCUCGCACCCGACGAUGCCGAUGCGCAACAUCGUGAAGAACUGCUCCUACUACUGGUCCUUCGCGGCCUUCAUCGGCUACGUGCUGUGCCACCCGAAGUUCACCGAGCCGGGCGCGGUACAGGUGAACAUUGGUGCGGCAUUGAUGAUCGUGAACGAGGUGCUGAACUUUGCGGUGCACUACCAGCUUAGCACGAUGCGCAAGGGCGACGGCGACACCACCCGCAACGUGCCGAGCGGUCCGCUCUUCGCCCUCGUGUCGUGCCCGAAUUACUUCUUUGAGGUGAUGUCGUGGGUUGCCUUCUCCGUCGGCACGAACAUGCUAUCCUCCUGGUUCUUCACCCUGGCCGGCUUCCUGCAGAUGCUCGACUGGGCCAAGAAGAAGCACCGCGGCUACGUCAAGGCCGAUCCGGCCAACAAGAAGAAGGCGUGCAUAAUCCCCUUCCUCCUGUAA